AUGUCUGUUUCGCCCACAGAAGAAGAACUCAAAGACGCGCUCGUCACUCUCAAACAUCAAAACCCAUCCCUUGGAAUCUCCAAGAUCUAUGCACUUCUCCUCAGAACAUAUCCCAAUUGGACCGUCAGCGAGAAGCGAACACGAAAAAUUCUUCAAAAUGAGGGCCUGGUCCUUUCCUCGACUUCAAUAAAAAGAUCAACGAUUGUAUAUCCAUCUUCUCGAGUUAUCCCCCAGCUGGAUGUUACACAAUGGACGAACAAGGUGGAGGUCACUUUCUACGAUCAACAGAAAGGAAAAGGCCUCAUCGCCACCUCUGAUAUCGAAGAAGGGGAGGUGAUAUGGAAAGAGGACCCGUUCAUCAUCGCUCCUGAGUGGGAUUUAUUCGAUUUGCAGCUGAAGUCUACGGCAUGUGCGUACUGCACUACCCCUCUCGUUGACUCUCCCAUCGCCGGCUCCCCCAUCCCAUGUCCCGCUUCCAUUUCUUCUGCAUUUUGCCCUGCGAGGUUCUGUAACCGCCUCUGCCUGUCCCGAUCGGCUAAAACCCACCCCUUGUUGUGUCCUGCGCAGAACCCUGCUUCUGUACCGCUUAUGAAGUGGACGAAGGAUAGGCAGUGGAUGGCGCUGCAUGCGUUGGCGCAGUGUAUGAGCAGAAUAUUGCUUGCCAGUCAAAAGGACGAGGCGACGCUCAGAGCGGAUUGGGAGGUCAUGCGUGGGCUCGCUGCGCUAGGCAUGGAAGAGCGUUUUAAUUAUAGCUUCAAAUCAACCGGAAACGCUGAACCGGACAGGUCAUCAUGGAAAAAGGCGCACCAGCUAUGCGUGCAGGCGUUCAAGGAGCCCAAAACGGUGCCGGAGAAGAAGAAACUAGCUCGACUUCUCAAAAAACCACUUCCCGCAGAUGUCGAGCGAGAGCUGUUUGAGUAUGAUCCAUGUUUUCUUAGAAACUUGGGGUCUAUGAGUCUAAAUCUCGAAGGCCAUGGGGGUUUAUACACCCUUCAUUCGCAUCUAAACCACUCAUGUAGACCCAAUGCAUCCGUCCGGCACUUGGAUCAGCGCACCGCGCUCUCGCGCAUUACCAUCGUUGCGAAACGGCCUAUCAAAAAGGGCGAGGAGUUGCUCAUUUCCUACGUGAACCCCGAGCUAAGGUAUGAAACCAGACAGAGUGAGCUUCAAGGAUGGGGCUUUGGGUCAUGUCGCUGCCAGCGGUGUUUGGAAGAAGAGAAGCAAGCCAAGGAGAAGCCUGAGGUUCCGGUUCCUUCUGGAAUGGAGGAUCUGGAGAGCGAGCUGAAAGCUGGGCUGGGGGUGAUGUGA
Laccaria bicolor S238N-H82 is the source of this 1308-nucleotide messenger RNA. RefSeq lists its product as uncharacterized. NCBI's taxonomy places the organism in Eukaryota, Fungi, Basidiomycota, Agaricomycetes, Agaricales, Hydnangiaceae. The coding region runs from base 1 to 1308 and encodes 435 amino acids. The record is from RefSeq and is a predicted model, not a curated record. The transcript is spliced from 4 exons. Gene Ontology annotation, molecular function: protein binding.